AGGAAAGGCCUAGCCAUGCGAUUUACAGGUGAAAUGCACCUGCUGAGAACGUCCGAUGUCACUCAGGCCACGCUCGCCAGCGUAGCCCCCGUGUUUACUGUGACAAAAUUUGACAAAGGAGGAAAUGUGACGUCUUUUGAAAGGAAGAAAACGGACUUAUAUCAAGAAUUAGGUCUUCAGGCCAGAGAUCUGCGGUUCCAGCACCUCAUGAGCAUCACCACCAGAAACAACAGGAUCAUCCUGAGAAUGGAGUACCUGAAAGCGGUGAUCACCCCCGAGUGUCUCCUGAUCCUGGAUUAUCGUCACUUAAACCUGGAGCAGUGGCUGUUCCGGGAGCUCCCCGCGCAGCUGGCCGGAGAGGGCCAGCUGGUCACGUACCCUCUGCCCUUCGAGUUCAGAGCCAUGGAGGCACUCCUGCAGUACCGGAUCAGCAAGCUGCAGGGGAAGCUGCGCCUGCUGGAGCCCCGGAUCCUCGACACGUUGGAGGCGUUAGUGGACCCCAAACACUCCUCUGUGGACAGAAGCAAACUGCACAUCCUGCUGCAAAAUGGCAAAAGCCUGUCCGAGCUGGAGACGGACGUUCGGAUGUUCAAGGAGGCGAUCCUGGAGAUCCUGGACGACGAGGAGCGGCUGGAGGAGCUCUGCCUCAGCAAGUGGAGCGACCCCGAGGUCUUUGAGCAGAGCAGCGCGGGCAUCGACCACGCGGAGGAGAUGGAGCUGCUGCUGGAGAACUGCCACCGGCUGGCCGAGGACCUGGCGCACGCGGCCCGCGAGCUGCGGGCGCUGAUCGACGACUCGCAGAGCGUCAUCUUCCUCAACCUGGACAGCCACCGCAACGUCAUGAUGCGGCUGAACCUGCAGCUGACCAUGGGCACCUUCUCGCUCUCGCUCUUCGGCCUGAUCGGAGUUGCCUUUGGAAUGAAUUUGGAAUCGUCCCUUGAGGAGGACCACAGGGUGUUCUGGCUGAUCACCGGGAUCAUGUUCAUGGGCAGUGGCCUGAUCUGGAGGCGGCUGCUGUCCUUCCUCGGGCGGCAGCUAGAGGCUCCUAUGCCUCCGAUGAUGGCCUCCUUACCUAGGAAGACCCUGCGGGCAGACGGACGGCUGGACACGAAGCCCAGCCUCAGGCCGGACGGGCUGGGGUCCAGCAGGAGCGUCCUCACACCCCGGUGAGCGCGGCUCGCACGGCAGUCGCUGGUGAGACCGAGCCAAGCACAGAGCUACGUUGUCGUCCGAGGAAGGCCCGGCGAGCGAGCGACCGACGAGGACGUGACCGCGCUUUCAGGGCUCUGAGGAGACCACGGGCUUCUUGGUCAGAGGCCAGGACUCUGCUCUGCAGCCUGCAGAGCUGCCCUUACAGCCGGAGGCCGGCAGGAGCUGACUGAACCGCGGCUGCGGCCUGGACCUGACUUCAUGCGCAUCGAGGAAAGGUGUGUCCAGCAGCCGUGGUGCUGAGACGGCCCGUCCGAGAACAGCCUGCUCAGCGGCCGAGGGCUGGCAGCGCCCGCCAGCCUUACACUCCGCAGUCCGUGCUGGGAGCCGCUGGCAGCGCCCGCCAGCCUCACACUCCGCAGUCCGUGCUGGGAGCCGCUGGGAGUGCACACCAGCCUCACACUCCACAGUCCGUGCUGGGAGCCGCUGGCAGCGCACACCAGGCUUACACUCCGCAGUCCGUGCUGGGAGCCGCUGGCAGCGCCCGCCAGCCUUACACUCCGCAGUCCGUGCUGGGAGCCGCUGGCAGCGCACAUCAGGCUUACACUCCACAGUCCGUGCUGGGAGCCGCUGGCAGCGCCUUAGUUUCUUCCAUUCGCUCCCUUCAUAGAUGGUGAAUAAAACGGGGGCACGAUCCUCUCACGUCAGCUUUA
This is a messenger RNA of Myotis lucifugus (little brown bat), 1862 nucleotides long. RefSeq names its product MRS2, magnesium transporter (gene MRS2). Gene Ontology annotation, molecular function: magnesium ion transmembrane transporter activity. Gene Ontology annotation, biological process: mitochondrial magnesium ion transmembrane transport. The transcript is spliced from 11 exons. Gene Ontology annotation, cellular component: mitochondrial inner membrane. NCBI's taxonomy places the organism in Eukaryota, Metazoa, Chordata, Mammalia, Chiroptera, Vespertilionidae. The record is from RefSeq and is a predicted model, not a curated record. Bases 16 to 1170 code for a protein of 384 amino acids.